AUGGGGGAAGAUAAACAUCACGCAGAUUACGCUGACUUUUCGGGUUUGCUGAAGGCUGAAACACUUCAGAAUGUUGUCGAUUCGUACGAGGCACUUUCCGAAUCCUGCACCAAUUGGGUAGCCAACUUAGCCAACGCAUCUUCACUCCUAUGGCACGCAUAUCAUCUGCUUGGGGUUCCAGUCAAUUGGGCGGGAUUCUACGUGCUUGACCCAGAAGUUCUGGAUCAACUUAUUCUUGGACCCUUCCAAGGGAAAGUUGCCUGUCAGACAAUACUGUUUGGUAAGGGCGUAUGUGGAAUGGCAGCAAAACUGAGAGAGACCCAGUUAGUUCCUGAUGUGAACAAAUAUCCAGGCCACAUUGCUUGUGACGGUGAAACGAAUAGUGAGAUUGUGGUACCAAUUGUGGUGGACGGCGGAGUGGUUGGAGUUCUUGAUAUUGACUGCUUAAAGAAAGAUGGAUUCAACGAGGAGGAUGUCAGAUAUCUUGUAAAGUUGACAAGCAAAAUCUCCUCAACCAACAACUGGAAAUUUUAA
Molecule: messenger RNA, 534 nt
Organism: Sungouiella intermedia
Lineage: Eukaryota; Fungi; Ascomycota; Pichiomycetes; Serinales; Metschnikowiaceae
Source: the annotation of a GenBank genome assembly